This is a messenger RNA of Symbiodinium natans, 822 nucleotides long. NCBI's taxonomy places the organism in Eukaryota, Dinophyceae, Suessiales, Symbiodiniaceae. The record is from the annotation of a GenBank genome assembly.
AUGGCGUGGCGCUGGGCAUUAGUCUCCCUCGCUGUCGGCCGCGCUCCGACGUUCGAGGAGCUUCACGCGGAGCUUUUCGGCCACCGGCCAGUGGACGGCGACGACUCCACCCAUGUGGUCGUCAGCUUCUCCAAUCGGUACGGCAUCCGGCCGAGCUUUUCCAACUUCCCACACUCAAACCUCAAACCGGAGUUUUUCACCAACAUUCUGGACAUGCUCAUGCCCGAAGGCAUGCCGAAGUUCGUCGUGGAGGUCGGGUCACUGCAUGGGCACAGCGCCAUCCACAUGGCCACCGUCCUCGACGAGCUGAACAUGCCUCGCGUCCCCAUCCUGUGCAUUGAUCCCUUUACUGGCGACACCAACAUGUGGGCCAACUACCAGAAGGAUCGAAGCGUUGCAGGGUGGGUCAAGAUCAUCGAUGGCCGCAUGAUGGUGUUUGACCAGUUUAUGGCCAAUGUGCAGUUCGCGGUCAACCGAAGUGUGUCGCGGAAUCACAUUCUGCCAUUCCAGGCAACUUCUACCGUGGGUGCCCGAUGGCUGAUUGAGAAGGGCUUUUACCCGGACCUGAUCUUUCUGGAUUCAGCCCACGAGUUGGAUGAGACGUUCCUGGAGCUGUCGCUCUACUACGACAUCCUACAGCCGGGCGGCAUCAUGUUUGGUGAUGACUUCGGCUGGGCGGCUGUCAGACAGGACGUGCAGAAGUUUGUGGAGCACCACAACGCACGCGUGGGAGAUGAUCCGCUGGAGUUCAGGAUCAUCCGAGCAGAGCCGGGCUCGAGCCACGUGCUCUGGAUGAUACGGAAGCCGAAGCUUGAAGUGUAG